Molecule: messenger RNA, 1014 nt
Organism: Myotis myotis
Lineage: Eukaryota; Metazoa; Chordata; Mammalia; Chiroptera; Vespertilionidae
Product: translation initiation factor IF-2-like
Exons: 4
Coding region: 166-1014 (282 amino acids)
Source: RefSeq, a predicted model, not a curated record
GUCCCUCUGUCCCUGUGUCUCCGUCCCCGUGUCCUCGUGCUCCCCUUACCCCCCGUGCCCCCGGGCCCCCGUCCCUGGGUGCCCGUCACUCUGCUCUUUCCCCUGUGUCUCCAUGACCCCGUGCCCCUGCUCCUGUGUCUCGGUCCCUGUGCCCCCGGGCGCCCCAUGUACCCCGUGUCACGUCCCCGUCCCCGUGUGCCAGCCCCCGUGUCCCCGGCCCUGCGUCCCCGUGUCCCUGUGCCGUUACCCCUGUGUCCCUGUCGCCACGUCCCUGGCCCUGUGCCCCUGUCCCCCCGUCCCCGUGUCCCCGUGCCCCCUGCCCCGCGUCCCCGUGUCCCCCUCCUCACGUCUCUGUGUCUCCAAGAUCCAGUGUCCCCGUAUCCCCGUGUCCAUGUUCCUGUGUCCCCGCGGCUGCGCCCAGGGCUGCCUGUCCUGCGUGAAGUAGGCAGCUGCCCGCUCGGGGCCCGAGGCCUCGGCAGAGGGGGGGCUGGGCAGAGACGAGGACGCGCAGCCUCCACCCUGGAUGGCAGCCCCUUCACUGCUCCUGCUCCUGCUCCAGCUCCAGCCCCCCUCAGCGCAGGCACCGGCCCGCAGCUCCCCGCGGGCGCCCCGGCAGCUCUCCAUCCAGGGGUCACCCGGAAGGAGUGUCCUGGUCCCUCUCGGACGGUCCUGCCCCACGUGCUCGCAGAUUUGGGAGCCGGACCUGGACCCCAGCACACCUGCUCUGCCCUUUUAGACCUCCAGGCGGCAGCAACGGAGAUUUCAGGAGCUUUUCCAACACGUCCUGGUACGGAUCCUGGUAAGACGAGCGGCUGGGACGUCCUCCCAUCCCGGGGGUCCUCCUUCCUCCCAGAGGCUGUGCCCGGAGGCUCCUGUUGCCAUGACGCCCAGCGUGCCCGCUCUCCCUUUGCUGCUUGUGCUCCGGGUUCCUCUGAGAACCCGGCGUGGCUCCAGGCUGCGGCGCCAGACGCUGUCUCCCUUCUUCUUUUCCAGAAGAGACCUCCUGGGACCUGA